GCGUAUGCACUUCCUCUUAGAACGUUCUUAUCCAUGUUAUGGAUAAACGGUAGUUAUUUACAGCAAACAUUUUUAAAAAUAUUUUAACCAACAAUGUUUACUAUAUGAAACACUUACCUCUGUAUUUAGGUAUUUCUGGAUAGAAAAAAAAGCUGUUGUAUUUUCAUAAAAUUAAAUGCCGAAAACCCAUAUAUUUUUACUCUUGUGUAUUACUAGAUCUAGAUCUAUUUAUUAACUCAGCUUGCUUACUGUACUGUCAAAAUUAAAGUCUGUAUAGCCGACAGAUAGUGAAACCAUGGCUUGGAGUACCUUGUCACAAUUGAUCAUGAACAAGAUCUAAAUAUAAAUAUUUAGAGACAUGACGAAUUGCAAUCAAAUGUGCAAAUUUUUAUACAUACUUAUAUUUCUGGGGAUAGCUUCACAGACAACAGCUUUGAGGUGCUAUUUGUGCAACUCUUUCGAUGAUAAAGACUGCGCCAGCAGCUCAUUAGAAAAGUUCCAAACAGCCUGCGAUACUGGUGCUGUGGGCUGCCGAAAACUUGAAACAACUUUUAGACCUGCGUUGCGCCCAAAAGAUGAGCAACGACGUAUCGUCCGUCAGUGUGCGAUGACCACCGGCGGCUCUGACUGUACCACGCUGUACGGCAGCAAUGGCAAACGAUUCAAAUCAACAUACUGCGAGUGCUCGUCAGAAUUGUGUAACACAGGGACAUCUUUCAGAGCAAAGCUGCUCAUCCUCAUCACUAUGCUGGCAGUGUGCUCAGUUUUCUUGCUUUGAGUACCCCUCGUCUCUAGGCGAGAAACAACACGAUCACAUUCUCAAAUGAUGGCAUUCCUGGUGGAUAUUAAGUCGUGCAUCAUGAUUCGAUUGUCAUUCGAAUUGUAUUGUCAUCUUUAUAUGGUGAGCACAUGUUUUAUUGAUUUUAUUAUUAUUUUCUCCAUUAUAUUUAUCACUUAGAUGCUAAUUCUAGACUAGAAAAAGACUUGAUAUUUUUUAGAUUCAUUGUUCUUAAAUGGGACAAUAUUUAGCAUGUUGAUGUUUAAUACUAGCAGGCUAAUAUUCACCAGUUAUUUUAUAUUAUAUAGUCGCUGUUUUCUUUUAUUCAUUUAAAACAUGGUCAAUAAUUAUUAGUAUUUUUAAGGAAACACGUAGAGUUUAAGACAGUGCCAAGUCUAAGAUGAGAACAAAGAAAUUACAUUGGUUAUAUCUUAGUGUGUGGAUUCCUAAUUUGAAUAAGAAAUUGAUUUUGAAGACGUUUGAUAUAUUUGACAAGAAAGUGUGUGAUUUGUGUAGCGCUGUUGUGUAGCUAGACAGAAACCACUCUUGUUUUUUCUGUGUUGAAAGGCUGGCUACUUGUCUAUUGUCAUGCUGAAUAUUUGUAUUAAAAGUUAAAAUUGUUC
This is a messenger RNA of Physella acuta, 1401 nucleotides long. RefSeq lists its product as uncharacterized. The record is from RefSeq and is a predicted model, not a curated record. Gene Ontology annotation, biological process: regulation of synaptic transmission, cholinergic; sleep; positive regulation of voltage-gated potassium channel activity. Lineage: Eukaryota; Metazoa; Mollusca; Gastropoda; Physidae.